AUGGAUGUUUCAUCGCUUCCUUCUUUCUCCGAUUCUGUGGAUUCUUCUGCUUUAUCGGAUUCAUCUUCAAAAGCAACAACUCUUUCGAAAAUGUAUACAUCACUAAAGAAAAUGGUUGAAGAGGAAUGCAACCUUGAUGUAUUCCUGUUGGAAGCCAUGAUUUGUUCGAUUUGUUACACGGUAUAUGAUGAGCCGAAGCAACUGGAAUGUGGUCAUUCAUUUUGUACGACCUGUAUCGAUCGACUAUGUAAUGAAAUGGAACAGGAAUAUACUUGUCCCUUAUGUCGUGCACAUUUUACUGUUCCACCUGUCGUCAAUUAUUCCUUAAAGAGUCUUAUAUCCAGGAUAAAAGAAAAAGGUGCUAUGGUUAAAUGUUGUCAUCAAUGCUCCAAACCUACAAAACCAGAGGAUCAAUAUUGCUGUGAUGACUGCGAUCACAUUGAUAGAAUAGAGAACAUUCGUUGUGGUUUGUGUGUAAUAAAUGGACAUGCCAAGAUGGGCCACAGUGUAUCAAAAUAUGGCGAGUCAAGAGAACGAGUUAAAACAGCUCAACAGAAACUUCAAGAAAUGAUCAAUGAGACUAUGCAAUUCAUGGCAGAAUGUAAAAAAUUGACAACUGACCGUUUGGUUUGUGUGAAUAAUUUGUUUAAGCUGCUGGAUGUAGAGCACACACAGUUCAAAACGCUAGAAGCAGCAUUAAGUACCGAUGCGUUUAUAUCAAAAAAAGAUAUUGAGAUGAGAUUAGAGCAUGCCCGACGAUUACAUGGAGUUUACAUGCGGAGUGCAUUCGAAUUUGCCGGAUUCAUGAAUACUAUGUUCAAUGAAAUUACAGUACUAACAGAAAGGACAGCCGUAGAACUCGCAGGUUAUGCUAUGUAUGGCGAUAUAUUGAACAAAAGAGAAUUAAUUGCACAAUCGGCGCAAGAACAAACACAAUCAUGGUUCGAAUAUCAACGAACGGGACGUAUUAGUGCUUUAUGCUCAGCUAUAGCACGCCGAAAUGCAGCUAUAGCUCGACGUCACCUUAUGACAUGUAACCCUCAAUCAGAAUCAGAAAUAAUUGUCGAUACUUUGCCACCGACAUCAUCAGCAGCACCUGUCACGCCUGUUUAG
This is a messenger RNA of Cercopithifilaria johnstoni, 1113 nucleotides long. NCBI's taxonomy places the organism in Eukaryota, Metazoa, Nematoda, Chromadorea, Rhabditida, Onchocercidae. The record is from the annotation of a GenBank genome assembly.